Molecule: messenger RNA, 1731 nt
Organism: Thamnophis elegans (Western terrestrial garter snake)
Lineage: Eukaryota; Metazoa; Chordata; Lepidosauria; Squamata; Natricidae
Product: hyaluronan synthase 1-like
Exons: 4
Coding region: 1-1731 (576 amino acids)
Biological process (GO): hyaluronan biosynthetic process; extracellular matrix assembly
Molecular function (GO): hyaluronan synthase activity
Source: RefSeq, a predicted model, not a curated record
AUGGAUGUUUCCAAAGCCACCAAAUUUUUUGUCUCGGCGGGACGUCGAGUCAUCACCAUUGGUUUUGCCUUGCUCAUAUUAUCAGUGCUGGCAUGGGCCUACAUCCAGGGCAUCCAGCUGGUCUCUGACCAAUACCACAUCAUGGCCUUUGGUCUCUACGGAGCCUUCCUCACCUUCCACCUCAUCAUCCAAAGCUUCUUUGCUUUCCUGGAGCACAAGAGGAUGCGGAGGAACUCUCUGUCGUGCAGCUACACCAAGUCGGUGGCCCUCACCAUCUCUGCUUACCAGGAGGACCCAGCCUACCUCCGGGAGUGCCUUCAAUCGGUCAAGGCCACCCUGUAUCCUCCAGAGAAACUCCGGAUCAUCAUGGUGGUGGAUGGGAACAGCAACGAGGACCGAUACAUGAUGGAUAUGUUCCGGGAAGUCUUCGCCGGAGAAGAUAUGGGGACUUUUGUUUGGGAGAACAACUACCACCAUCAACCUCAGUUGGAUAUGGAGAAUGGGGACGGCGGUUACCAUUCUGGGGAUGAGCCCUCUCAGUACACCGAGAUUGAUAUGGAACAUCCCGGCCAACUUGUGGUGGAAGAACUAAUCCGCACCAAGAGAUGUGUCUGCAUCAUGCAGAAAUGGGGCGGGAAGCGAGAAGUGAUGUACACGGCGUUCAAGGCCCUUGGGAAUUCAGUGGAUUAUGUUCAGGUAUGCGACUCUGACACCAAGUUGGAGCCCGAAGCCACGGUAGAACUGGUGAAGGUGCUGGAGUCGAACGAACGCUAUGGGGCCGUGGGCGGCGAUGUCAGGAUCCUCAACCUUUCCGACUCCUACAUCAGCUUCAUGAGCAGCCUGCGCUACUGGAUGGCUUUCAACAUUGAGCGAGCCUGCCAGUCCUACUUCAACUGCGUCUCCUGUAUCAGUGGCCCCUUGGGUCUGUAUCGGAAUGACCUCCUACAGCAAUUUCUGGAAUCCUGGUACAAUCAAAAGUUCCUUGGAACACACUGCACCUUCGGGGAUGAUAGGCACCUCACCAACAGGAUGCUGAGCAUUGGCUACGCCACCAAAUACACAGCUCGUUCCCGCUGCUACUCGGAGACCCCGUCCUCAUUCCUACGUUGGCUGGCUCAGCAAACCCGUUGGACCAAGUCCUACUUCCGGGAAUGGCUCUACAACGCCCUCUGGUGGCACCGGCAUCACCUCUGGAUGACUUACGAGUCGGUGGUCUCCGGCAUCUUCCCCUUCUUCGUCACGGCCACUGUCCUGCGGCUCUUCUACGGGGGCAACCUCUGGGACGUGCUGUGGGUCUUGCUCUGCGUCCAACUGGUGGCCUGUGUGAAGGCUCUUUACGCCUGCUGGCUGAGGAGUAACCCGGUCAUGCUUUUCAUGUCCCUUUAUGCCGUCCUCUACAUGGGAGGCCUACUUCCGGCGAAGUACUUUGCCAUCUUGACCAUGAACAAGAGCAGCUGGGGCACCUCAGGACGGAAGAAGAUGGUCGGCAACUACAUGCCUCUGCUGCCUGUUUCCAUCUGGGCUCUUCUUCUGCUGGGAGGCCUGAUCUACACUAUCUGCCAAGAAGCCUUGGCCGACUGGACCACGGAAGCCAAACAAACAGAGAUCUUGUAUUUGCUCAUUGGCUUGGCCAUCUAUUUGGGCUACUGGACAUUCAUGGUCAUGCUGUACUGGGUAUGGAUUCAGAGGUGUUGCCGGAAGCGAAUGGACUUCUACAGCCUCAACGUAUGA